AUGUCUGGCAUUGCUCUUAGCAGACUGUCCCAGGAGCGCAAAGCCUGGAGAAAAGACCACCCGUUUGGUUUUGUUGCUGUGCCUACAAAGAAUCCGGAUGGAACCAUGAAUUUGAUGAAUUGGGAAUGCGCCAUUCCUGGAAAGAAGGGCACCCUCUGGGAGGGAGGACUGUAUAAACUCAGGAUGCUCUUCAAGGAUGAUUAUCCGUCCUCGCCACCCAAAUGCAAGUUUGAGCCACCAAUAUUCCAUCCAAACGUCUACCCAUCUGGCACUGUAUGUUUGUCUAUCUUGGAGGAGGACAAAGACUGGAGGCCUGCCAUCACCAUCAAACAGAUUCUUUUGGGGAUCCAGGAGCUGCUGAAUGAGCCCAACAUUCAAGAUCCAGCACAAGCAGAGGCAUACACAAUUUAUUGUCAGAACCGAAUGGACUACGAGAAGCGGGUCAGGGCCCAGGCCAAGAAGUUCGCACCCACAUAG
Messenger RNA from Nerophis lumbriciformis (worm pipefish), 477 nucleotides. The record is from RefSeq and is a predicted model, not a curated record. NCBI's taxonomy places the organism in Eukaryota, Metazoa, Chordata, Actinopteri, Syngnathiformes, Syngnathidae.